GCUCUGUUCUCAAUCCUCAUCCGCGUGUGUACGGGAAGAGCUAUUUUCUGUUAAAUAUUUAUCUUUAGUACGUCGUAGACAAUACAUUUGACAUAUUGUUAUAUUCUCCCAUGUUAAAAAUAAAUUUAUUUCACGUUCAAAUUCCUCUGGUCCAUUCUAAAGCACAGAUGUCUGCAUGAAAACAACACGGUAAUAAUGGCUUCCAGAAUCAAACAAGGCAAACCAAGUCAGAGUUCUUCAUCUCAAGUUAUUAAGAAGGACAAACUAAAUCAAAUGCAGGCCCAUGCAAAGAGACCCACCAAAAUGAAAGAUCAAAGCUCUGAUGAUGAUGAUGAUGAUAUGAUGAUGAUGAAGAUGCUUUAGAAAUGGAGCAAAACUUUGCUCUACUUAGUAAAAGGAGCUCCAUGCAAACUUUAUUAGAGGACGAAGAGGGUCAUUCUGAUGAGGAAAUGAGAGAGGAAGAUGGAUCUGCAGAGGAUGACGAAGCCCCUGAACAACAUGAUGACAACAAUGCUGUGGAUGAUGAAGAGGACUCAGGGAGUGAAGAAGAUUUGUCCGAGUCAGAUAGUGACCAGGAGGAAGCUGUUAAUGGAGGCAGCAAAGACAAAUCACACACAGAAGACAUUAAAAAAGAAUUAUCAACAAUGUCAUUUGAGGAAAUAAUGAUGUUACAGAAUAAAGUUGGAACUAAAGCAUACAAUAAAAUUGCUUAUGGUGCCAAAAGACAGCAGCAGCAGAAUAAUGAGCCAAUGAAACGACUGAGCAAACACAAACCUCAGGAGAUUUCUGCAAAGAAACAUGUGCCUUUCCUCAGAAAAGUGAUUCCUGUCAAGAAAAUGAUUUCAAGGGACCCGCGAUUCGAUGAUCUCUCAGGAGAAUACAAGCCUGAAAUAUUUAACCAGACAUACAAAUUCAUUAAUAACCUCAGAGAAGAGGAAACACAGAUAGUGAGGAAAAAGCUCAAGAAAGCUAAAUCGGAGAGUAAGAAGGAAGAACUGAAAGCCCUGCUUAAGAGACUGGAGAACCAGCAAAGAUCUCGUCAGAGGCAAGAGCAUGAAAGAGAGAAAGAACUUCAGUUCAAGAGGAAACAGAGAGAGCUGGUUGGCCAGGGACACAAACCCUUCUACCUGAAAAAAUCUGAUAAGAAGAAGCUGGAACUGGCGGAUAAAUACAGCGAGCUGAAAAAGAGCGGAAAACUGGAGAACUUCUUGAGUAAGAAGAGGAAACGUAACUCCACCAAGGACCGCAAAAAGCUGCCCAAUCAGCACAAGGCACGCUGAAUACAGACCAAUCACAGCUCAUCUGCUGCACCUUGGGUGGAUUGUUAUCUUAGUGUGAUGAUGAUGUAGAAUUAUGUCUGCUAAAUACAAGAAGUAAUGUUUAAUGGAGGACUAUGCUAUGUCAAAAGAGGGAUUUCAAUUAUACUGUUUUAAAAUUUCAGUUGUACAGAACUGGAUAAAGAUUUAUUUUGUGAACAAGUUUUACGUUUUGGAUGUUUUACCUUAAUAGCCAUAGCAACUCAUUCAUUCAUUCUUCCAUUCUUUGUUGUUUAAUUAAAAUGUGAUUUAAAAUGUGUUUAAUAUUUUGGGAUUUUUCUUUAGAUAAAAUCAAAUCACUGGCCAGACAGCAGUGGAGUCAUUUAUUCUUUGACACUUUUCCUGUUUUACCACUAGAUGGAGCUAAUGACUCUUUAAAAACAUGUAGCACAAUCCUAAUUUCAAAUCCAUGGAACUUAAUAUGCAGAAAAAUAUGAACUACCACUGAAUGACGUUGAUCCAUUUUGCGACCUCAAGGGCACAAGACAUAAACCCAUUUCAUACACCGACAUCUGUCUGCUGGAUGAGUCAGCUCUUAUUCUCAUCUACCCUCUCAAAAUCCAAAAAUAUUUUUCCAUUCGUCUAGAUCAUGACCCAUUUAAACAUGGUCUGUUUUGGCCGAUGCUUUUUGUGCUAAAUCCAUGAAGUUUUGCACUCCGUUGUAUAAUGAAAUCGCCUUGAUAAUUAAAGGCAUAGUUCUCCCCAAAAUAAUAAUGUAAUAAUUC
Xyrauchen texanus (razorback sucker) is the source of this 2041-nucleotide messenger RNA. It is a transcript of the gene rrp36, whose product is annotated as ribosomal RNA processing 36. Gene Ontology annotation, cellular component: 90S preribosome; nucleolus. The transcript is spliced from 8 exons. Gene Ontology annotation, biological process: maturation of SSU-rRNA from tricistronic rRNA transcript (SSU-rRNA, 5.8S rRNA, LSU-rRNA). The coding region runs from base 366 to 1280 and encodes 304 amino acids. The record is from RefSeq and is a predicted model, not a curated record. Lineage: Eukaryota; Metazoa; Chordata; Actinopteri; Cypriniformes; Catostomidae.